ACUGUUAUCACUCAUCUGAUGACAGUAACAUAGAUUGCAUAGUCUAGAUUAAAUGCAACCUUUUAAAAUUCUACAUUUCUCUAUUACAGCAGCCUACGCUGAUAAUGUUUCUACAAACACAGAGCUAAACCCUCAUUUCAGUCCUCCUAAUAUCGUCACAGAGCAUUUAGCUCUAGUUCAGUGUUCUCCAACCUUGUUCCUGAGGGGCUACUGUCCGGAGAUUAGGCUGAAACCCUAAUCUAGCGCACUUCAUUCUAAUAAUUAGCUUGUUGAUAAGCGGAACCUAGUUAGUUCCAACUGGGUUCGGAUUGAAAACCUACAGAAGGAUAGUGCUCCAGGAACAGGGUUGGCGAGCCCUGUUCUAGAGUGACUCAUGGCUGAUCCAGAGGCAGCAGGGCACCCUGGGUCAAAUUGCACCUUAUUCCCUAUAUGCCUCAAACUCCGCUCUGGACCUUGAAGCCAGUUCCACUGCAUAUUUUUGUAACCCCUCUUAUCAGGGACUGAUUUACACCUGGUCCAGGUGUGUGCAGUUAAUUGUCAGGUAUAAUUAUUCAUGAAAAUUUGUCUAGCCCGAAGGUUGAAAAACGUCUGACGUCCCAGAUAUGAGUAAAGUAGGUUAUGUGUUACACACUACCUCCUAUACGUUUUGAUUUAUAGCAUUUAGGUUGCAGACCGUCAUUAGUCCACCAGGGGGCAAGUGUACUAGAGUGAGUUGACAGUUUAUCUGAGGCUCUCAGAGGAAGGAAGAGGUACACCACUGUCUCAACAUAUUUUGCAAUCAGUCCGUACACCCGUUUGAAAAACAUUGGCUGCUAGUCUUUGACAUUUUAAUGUAGUUGUCGUUAAUAUGUGUAUAAAUUGUGAAUCAAAACUGAUAGGAUAAAAAUUUAAACAAAUGGGUGGCACAGGAUCUGAUGGACAGGACUGAAAGUACGCUGUUGUAACUCACACAUCAGUGUGGACUAGUGCUACAUUCCAAAUGUCACCCUAUUGCUCUGGUCAAAACUAGUGCACUUUGUAGUGAAUAGGGUGCCAUUUGGGACAGAACCUGGGAGGACCUCUCAACCCAACUUCUGUGUUCUCUGUUCAGUUUAGCAUGAAACCAGUGUUCUCAGCAAGGUCUCAUAGACUAGACGUAACAUAGUAAAUGUAAAUCCUUGACACAAGUUAGUAUGAAUUUUUAUUAAACAUUUGGUACGUUUGGUAUAAGAUCUAUGGUUACUUCAGGCAAAAAUGGAAGUUGGGUGGUUGGCUGGGUGUAUAACAUGAAUGUCUAGCAACCCAAAGGUUGUGAGUUCGAAUGUUGUCACGGACAACUUUAACAUUUCAGCUAAUUUUCAACUAUUUAUAACUUUUUUAGCUACUUUGCAACUACUUAGUGUGUUAGCUAAUCCUUCCCCUAACCUUAACCCUGUAACAUAUCAUACUAAAUAGUGUUUGGGAUUUACAUACAGAAUAAUACGAAUUGCUCUUUGACCAGGUUGGUGUUCUUCAAUACCCAGGUAUGGAUUGGGAUCCCCAGAGAAAUAGCCUCAGGCAUUACUAACACCCCAGCCCAUUUUUCUCCUUGAGGUUCCCAGACUGGCCCAUUAUUAGCACUAUGGCCAGUCUGUUUCUGGAAACACCCAAAUAGUAUUCUAACUAGACCCUUAUCAAUCUAUAAGAACAGAAUAUAUUUUCCACAGUCACUAAAUUAGAUUUCUUUUGAGAUAUCAUUUGAAAUGUUUUAUGUUGCUGUGCCUUAGUACCAAAAGCCUAUGUUGAGUGGAAUCAUUUGCAUUCCCUAUGCAAAGAUAGGCUACUUUUUUUUUUAGAACUGCAGGCAAUAAACCGCAGAUGGACAAUGGCACAUCACAUAUCUUGCCCGAGAGAACUUUGAAUUUCCUGUUCUACAGAACCUGUCACUGACGCAAGUCUAAUUAGUGAUGCAAUUGUUGUGCUUGGAUUAUUGUUUUACUGUCAGUGAUGCUUUGCCAUACAUACCAUGCAUGCAAGUGGAAACGGGUUGAGAAAAGAGUAGUUAUUUUGUGUGAAUUGACGCUUUCUCCCUCGUUGAAGCAAACAAUGGGUGACUCACGUCUGAAGUUUCCCCAUCGACACCACAGCUGAGUGUGGUAUUCAAGCAUAUUUUUUGUGGUCGUCAGUAAUCUCUUAAUCAGCACGGCAAAGAAACAGCUUGUGUGUGAGAGAGAAAUAUAAUGCAUCAAUAGAGUCGCAGAGCAUAUCAAAACCAUAAGAUUGCAUUAAGGAAUGAUGAUAUGAACUGCUUUAUCCCCAGGUCCACUUAAAUUUUUUUUUUGAUUUUACCCAUUUUGGGUUAGGUUGAGGUCCUUUUAAUUUGUUUCUUCUGAAACUUCUUCCUCGGCCAUAUCACCAAUAAUCAGUAGUCAGUGUAUUAACAAGGCCAGAUAAACUUAUCUUUAAUCUGUCAAAUGCUUUUCAUCCCCAGUUCAACUGACUAGUGGGUGUAACUCCAGGCGUGUCAGUGUGCUUGAAUACCCACCAAUCGUAACUACACUGAUCACAACCAGGGCAGCAAGUCUCUCAACGUGGACUCAGCAGUGGAGAGAAAAUUCUCAGCUAAGUGUUGUACACAGGAAUUCAGAGCCAAAGUGGAUAAAGUGUCAGAAGCAGAAUCUCAACUGUCAAGAUGACCAAUUCUAGCAGCAGCCCCGGCUACUGCCCUCUCAUCCAGGCCAUGGUGAACGCCAGCGUACCUUCCAACUCCUCGGCUGAGGUGGGGGCUCUGAGCCUGGCCACGGUGUGUCUCCACGGCCUGGUCUCCUCCUUCGGCAUCCUGGAGAACAUCCUCAUCUUGGGGGUCGUGGGUUUCCGUGUCCGCCGUACCGUCAUCAGCGUGUGGAUCCUCAACCUGGCUGCCUCGGACCUCCUGGCCACGGCGUCACUCCCCUUCUUCACCAUCUUCCUGGCCCGCGGAGCCACCUGGACCCUGGGCACCACCUUCUGCAAACUCCACUCCUCCGUCUUCUUCCUCAACAUGUUCGUCAGUGCCUUCCUGCUUGCGGCCAUCUCUCUGGACCGCUGUCUGGUGGUUCACAAGCCCGUCUGGGUCCACAACCGGAGGAACGUGCGGCUGGUCGGCAGGGUAUGUGGAAUCAUCUGGGCCCUGGCUGUGCUCUGUACGGUACCGUACUACCUAUUCCGGGAUACUAUUCAUCGGCAUGACGGGCGGAUCAUGUGUUACUAUAACUACGCCCAGUAUCUCCCUGUUAGGGAGUUUGACCUAAAAGAGCUGUGUGAGGCACGCCAGGAUGCCCUGGCCUUCUCUAAGCUCCUCCUGGCCUUCAUUCUUCCCCUGGUGGUCAUUGUGUGGAGCUAUGUCUCAGUGACCAUUAGUAUCGCGCGGCGUGGCCGCAACCGGCACCCUUUCCGCUUCGUUAGACUAGUGGUAGCGGUGUUGAUGAGCUUUGUGGUCUGUUGGGCUCCAUACCACGUCUUCAGUGUCCUGGAGGCUGUAGCUCAGUAUCGACCCUCCCUCCGGGGCCUCGUGGCCAGCGGCCUGCCCCCCACCGCCAGCCUAGCCUUCCUCAACAGUGUGCUAAACCCCAUCCUCUAUGUGUUCAGCUGCCCGGACCUGUGCCAUAAGAUCAGACAGUCCCUUGCGGCAGUAAUGGAGAGCGUGCUGGCGGAGGACCUAGGGGAGUGGUCACGGCGACAAAGCACGCAGAGAUCUUCCAUCAGUACCUCAGAGCUACUGCUGAGGGGGAGGCGGUCCCUCAACAAUGCCCCCAGCCUGAGAGGAAGAGACUCCAGGGCGGAGGAGGAGGUGGCACAGAAGACGAAGGAACCACACCCUGCUAACUGAGGUGGUGUUGUGUCAAUGACGGUUCCGGUGCCAAAGCCAGGUUCGCGUCUAGGUUCUGCAACAGUGGGAUACAUAAUGAUCCAUUUAUAAAUCAUUGCAUUUUGAAUCUGUGUUAUGUACAGCAUACACUCAGAAGGAUUAAGGGAUAUAUCUUGUGUGUUUUGCAAUGGUUUCAGUAGUGUUAAACCAAAGGCUCAGCAAUGUGCUAGUAUGCUUUUAUAUUUGCUUGUUGCUUUUUUACGGUACCCAUUCCAAGUAGGCUCUGAUGCACCCCUGUUCAAUUGCAGACUUGCCUGCUAAUGUAAAUGGUGACCCACUGGUCUCGCUCUUAGUUAUUGAUGGGAAAAGUCCACUGGGGCAGACAUGCUUGACCCAUGUCUUCUACGACUUGCUGUACAUAUGAUUGUGGAAUCCUUGACACAUAUAUUUUUAAUCUAUCCAUUCUCUUGGGUAUUAUUCCUAAGGUGUGGAAGGUGGCCCUUGAUCUCCUGCUCCACAAAGGUGGUGAUCCCUGCUAUCUUUGUAAUUAUCACCCAAUCUCAAAACUUUCAUGUCUAGCGAAGAUAUUAGAAGUCUCUGUAAAUUCUCAGCUGCUGUCCUUUUUUAGAUGGAAAAUCUAUUCCGAAUGCUCACCAGUCAGGCUUUAGGCCAGGACAGAGCACCAUCUUGGCUGCUUUAUAUGGUUAACGCACUAGACAGGAAACUGCACUGCACUGCCCUUUAUAUUGAUCUGUUGAAAGCAUUCGAUAUGGUUGAUCAUGCACUCCUGCUACGGAGGCUAUCCGAAAUUUGUAUAGACCAACUGGCCUGUAGCUGGUUCAAAAAUGAUCUGCACGACAGAAGUAAACACCUUCCUAAUAUUGAUUUGCACGCUCUUUUGCCCUCAGAACAGCCUCAAUUCGUUGGGGGAUGGAUUC
Molecule: messenger RNA, 4743 nt
Organism: Salvelinus sp. IW2-2015
Lineage: Eukaryota; Metazoa; Chordata; Actinopteri; Salmoniformes; Salmonidae
Product: prostaglandin D2 receptor 2-like
Biological process (GO): inflammatory response; positive regulation of cytosolic calcium ion concentration; complement receptor mediated signaling pathway
Cellular component (GO): plasma membrane
Molecular function (GO): G protein-coupled receptor activity; complement receptor activity
Source: RefSeq, a predicted model, not a curated record